GCUCAACUCUCUAACCAAAGUUUCUCUUGUCUCGUGCUUUCUGUAAUCCAUAGAAUUGUCAAUUGGUUAAACUUGCAAAAAUGUUCGGCGGUUCAGCUCCAAUUUUGGUUUUAAGUCAAAAUACAAAAAGAGAAUCUGGUAGAAAGGUUCAGGUGGAGAACAUUGCUGCCGGAAAAGCUAUCGCAGAUGUGAUUCGAACAUGUUUGGGGCCACAAGCAAUGUUAAAGAUGUUAAUGGACCCAAUGGGAGGAAUCGUAAUGACCAACGAUGGAAAUGCUAUCCUGAGAGAGAUCACAGUACAACAUCCUGCUGGGAAGUCCAUGAUUGAGAUUGCAAGGACUCAAGAUGAAGAGGUUGGAGAUGGAACAACAUCAGUCAUUGUUCUAGCCGGUGAGAUGUUAGGAGUGGCUGAACAGUUUUUGGAGCAGAAUAUGCAUCCAACAGUGAUCAUAAAGGCCUACAGACAGGCAUUGGAGGAUAUGGUGGAGAUCUUGAAGGAUAAAGUCAGUGUGCCAUUGGAUGUGAACAACAAGGAGAAGCUGGCAGAAGUAGUCAAGUCAUGUGUCGGCACCAAGUUUAUCGGACGCUGGGCAGAUAUGGCAUGUAAAAUUGCAUUAGACGCUGUCAAAACUGUCAUGUUGGAGGAGAAUGGUCGACGUGAGAUUGACAUCAAGCGAUACGCUCGAGUUGAAAAAAUCCCUGGUGGAAGCAUAGAGGAGUCAGAAGUCCUCAAUGGUGUCAUGAUCAACAAAGAUGUCACCCACCCGAAGAUGCGACGGCACAUAAAAAAUCCUCGGAUCCUUUUAUUAGACUGUACCUUGGAGUACAAAAAGGGCGAAAGCCAGACAAACAUUGAAAUAAUGAAUGAGUCAGAUUUCACUAGGAUACUACAGCUUGAGGAGGAAUACAUUGAGAAAGUCUGCUCAGAUAUAAUCGCUCUGAAACCUGAUGUUGUAUUCACAGAAAAGGGAGUCUCCGAUCUGGCUCAACAUUACUUGGUCAAGGCAAACAUCUCGGCAGUUCGUAGAGUCCGUAAGUCAGACAACAACAGGUUGGCGCGAGCGUGUGGUGCGACAAUCGUCAACCGAACUGAGGAGCUCAGGGAGGAAGAUGUCGGCACCAAAGCUGGAUUGUUUGAAAUCAAAAAGCUUGGUGACGAGUACUUCUGCUUCGUCACAGAGUGCCAGGACCCAAAGGCUUGCACCAUCUUGUUGCGAGGCGCGAGUAAGGACAUGCUCAACGAGACGGAGCGCAACCUGCAGGAUGCACUCCACGUGGCACGCAACAUCAUGCUGGAGCCCAAACUGGUGCCCGGCGGCGGGGCUGUGGAGAUGGCUGUGUCCAAGGCUCUGCUAGAGAAGGGCAAGACUGUGGAGGGAGUGGCGCAGUGGCCGUACCGCACUGUGGCGCAUGCCUUGGAAGUGAUACCUCGCACACUAGCACAGAACUGUGGCGCAAACACCAUCCGCACGCUCACGGCCCUCCGUGCUAAACAUGCCACUGGUGGUACUACCUGGGGCAUCAACGGAGAGACAGGAGCCAUUGUUGACAUGAAGGAACUGGGCAUCUGGGAGCCCCUGUCUGUCAAGCUGCAGGUCUACAAAACUGCUGUUGAGACUGCCAUUUUGCUGUUGAGAAUCGAUGACAUUGUCUCGGGCUCAAAGAAGAAAGACAGAGACGGAGCUCCUCAACAAUCCGCUCAGCCCACAGAAGAAUCAAUGAAAGAGUGAACAUCAAUUUUGCAUCUCUGUUGGAACAAUUUUGUAACUGAUUAUUUAUGUUUCUUUUUUAUACGAUUAACAGAACGGUGCUUUAUUAAUUUUACCUCUUUCAAAUUGCAUUUAGUUAACAUUAAUGUUAAGUUGUUUCUGCCGGUCAGUUCCAGAUCUCUUGUUCUUUGUUGCUAUAUAACCUUUUUUUACUUUAAGCACAAUCUAAUAUUUCUAAUGUGAUGAUGGUUGGAAGGCUGAUCAAAUUUUGUAACAGUGUAUUGUACUAAAAGUAUUAAAAACUACGCUGUAAGUGCCUAA
Macrosteles quadrilineatus (aster leafhopper) is the source of this 2030-nucleotide messenger RNA. RefSeq names its product T-complex protein 1 subunit gamma-like. Gene Ontology annotation, biological process: protein folding. Gene Ontology annotation, cellular component: chaperonin-containing T-complex. The coding region runs from base 81 to 1730 and encodes 549 amino acids. The record is from RefSeq and is a predicted model, not a curated record. NCBI's taxonomy places the organism in Eukaryota, Metazoa, Arthropoda, Insecta, Hemiptera, Cicadellidae. The transcript has 12 exons. Gene Ontology annotation, molecular function: ATP binding; ATP hydrolysis activity; ATP-dependent protein folding chaperone.